GAAGUUAAAGCAGUCAUCAGAAAAAAAAUCCCUACAAUGUCAGGGAUGAUGACGGCUUCAAUUCCUCAAAUAGGAAGGAGCAGAGAAGACAAGACUGAAAAACUUAAGCAGAGAGACUAUGCAUGAUAAGGUCCUUAAAACAAGGUUAGCCCUCAGAGCUUGGGGUGGGGGAAGAUCGGGGAUAAGACCAGGAGCUCUUGGGCUGAGGGCUUCUUUCAAUACUUGUAGAUGUUUACCUCUCUAUGUAUUGAUCUGUGAAAUGGGGAGCUUGGUUAGACCUGUGCUCUCCAUUUUGUUUCUGAGUAGGAGACUGGCUCAGUUUUUGCUUUGAAGUCAGGCAUCCUGCCCAUCCAUCCUUCUGAUUGGGGUCCAAAUGGGAUUCCAGACACUAGCUGCCCUGUGGACCAGGGAGCACCAGAUACACAGACUGUAGAGCCUGUGGGGCUGUGUGUUAUAGUGGCUCUGAGGUGGGCCUGGUUUUUAAUCCUUAGUCUUCUUCCUUAUAGACCAAGAGCAACAAUGCCUCCCUUAUCAGCCCCCCAAGCUGAUGGUAAGGUUCUAGAGCUAGGAUGCAGGAAGAUGCUUUUGGACUCUGUAGCCCUAACAAUGACAUUGUGAUGCUCCAACAUACUUCUUUCUCCCUAGGAAAUGCUUCCACGAGAAGGAGGAGAGGAAGGGAAGAUGUUUCUGUGAUGCUGCCAGGCCUGCGAAAAGCCACUUGAAGAGUGCCAGCCCGAGGUCACCGAAUGGAUGAGUCAAAUGUGACAGCGUUUGUCGACCAGGAGUCCCAGAAUGCCUCGACCAGUAGGAAUUCCUCACCUGGGAAUGCACUGCCACACGUCCCAGUUGUGCACUGGGUCAUUAUGAGCAUCUCCCCACUGGGCUUUGUAGAAAAUGGGAUUCUGCUCUGGUUCCUCUGCUUCCAGAUGAGAAGAAAUCCUUUCACUGUCUACAUCACCCACUUGUCUAUUGCUGACAUCUCGUUACUCUUUUGUAUUUUUAUUCUGUCUAUCGACUAUGCUUUAGAUUAUGAACUCUCUUCUGGCCAUUACUACACAAUGGUCACUCUAUCAGUGACUUUUCUGUUUGGCUACAACACAGGCCUCUACCUGCUGACAGCCAUUAGUGUGGAGAGGUGCCUGUCUGUCCUCUACCCCAUCUGGUACCGAUGCCACCGCCCCAAGCACCAGUCAGCAUUUGUCUGUGCCCUCCUGUGGGCUCUUUCCUGCCUGGUGACCACCAUGGAGUACAUCAUGUGCAUUGACAGUGAGGAAGACAGCCACUCUCGGAGUGACUGCCGGGCAGUCAUCCUCUUCAUAGCUGUCCUCAGCUUCCUGGUCUUUACCCCGCUCAUGCUGGUGUCCAGCACUAUCUUGGUGGUGAAGAUCCGAAAGAACACAUGGACCGCCCACUCCUCAAAGCUGUACAUCGUCAUCACAGUCACCAUCAUCAUCUUCCUCAUCUUUGCCAUGCCCAUGAGGCUCCUCUACCUGCUGUACUACGAGUACUGGUCCACAUUUGGGACCCUGCAUAACAUCUCUCUGCUCUUCUCCACCAUAAACAGCAGUGCCAACCCUUUUAUUUACUUCUUUGUGGGCAGCAGCAAGAAAAAGAGGUUCAAGGAGUCCUUAAAAGUAGUCCUGACCAGGGCUUUCAAAGACGAGAUGCAGCCCAGGCGCCAGGAAGACAGUGGCAAUACAGUCUCCAUUGAGACUGUGGUCUGAGGACUAUGCAGGAAAGUGUGGGACACAGGUGACCUCUACUUUGUGCCCUUGGAAUGCAAUUUAAGUAUUUUAAAAUUUCCUUAAAUGUGAUUCAGAAGGACAUUCAUUCCAUGAGAUAUGCAUGAGAUAUAAAUUAAUGAUGGGAUCAUGCUCUUGUCCUGUAUCUUCUGGAAAUGCCUAAAUACGAGUGAGACCUCUGUCAUUUCUAUACUUAUCAAAAACUGUACUUAUCAAGAGCUCUUCUCUGUUCUCCUGGAGGUGUCUUAAAAAGAAUCAUAUAUUCUACCAGAAAGAACCAUACAUCUUCUCUUACAGAUGUGACCAGGAAUGACAACAAAAGUGUGUGCUGGAACUUGAAGAAGCAAUGCAAUGUAGGAGGAGGAAGAAGAGCUUUAGACUUGCCAUUUGCUAUCUUUAUGAUCGUAUGCAAGGGGUUUAACUUUUCAGAGCCCCAUUUCCUUAUUUAAGAGAUAGUAGCAGUACCAGUCUCAACCUCCCAGGGUUGUGAGAGUGAAACAGGAAGAAAAGUUGGCUAAGUACCUGGCACAUUGUCAAUGUUUAAUAAACCUCCAUCUCUAAUCACUCAUUUAAGUGGAAGACAAAAAUGUUUAUUUCUGUUUUAUAAAGCACACAUACAUGUAGGUAUGUGGACAGCUCUAUCAUGUACAAAUAUUAUUCUGCGUUUUUAAGUGUUGAAGGUCUUUUUUUAUGAAGGUCUUUUUUUGCUUUCAACAUGAAAGAUCUACAUGGCACAACACCAUGGUUGAAAACAUUGGCAGAUGUUAUCAUCUAGCCAACCAUGGGUUCAAGAAUCAUUUCAGGAAGACAAACAUUUGGCCAUUUGGAUCAGUGUGUCACAUGGCUUCCCUUCCCUCCAUGGGAACAGUAGAUGGAAUGAAAGUCUGUUUUGAAAUCCUUUGAUUGCAUAUACAUUUCCACAAAUACUACUAAAUUCACAAGUUCAUGUGGCAAUUGGACUUUUGAAGACCUCCCCUUCUCCAAGUGGUGGGUUAUUUAUAAUCACAAAGUCUUCCUUCUCCUAUAACCCCAUUCAAGUCUGCCACCUUUGCCUGCAGUGACUCAUCCCUGGAAGGAGGCUCUGUGAGGCCAACAGGAAUGCAGCCACAUCCUGGAGGGACCUGAAAGUUUGUCAAGACAGAUCUCUGCCCAACCCUGUCACAUCUGGCUCCUCCUGUUCAGGGAACCAAAGAUGGCACAUCUGGGGGACAAGCACCACUGCUCUGCUGUCCAAGCAGCCCACGGGAAUCAUAAACUCAGCCCCAAUAAAAAAUUAGAGUGGCAAAGUGUAACAAAAGGAAGACACUUUAUUUGU
Molecule: messenger RNA, 3057 nt
Organism: Heterocephalus glaber (naked mole-rat)
Lineage: Eukaryota; Metazoa; Chordata; Mammalia; Rodentia; Bathyergidae
Source: RefSeq, a predicted model, not a curated record